Messenger RNA from Gryllus bimaculatus (two-spotted cricket), 855 nucleotides. The record is from the annotation of a GenBank genome assembly. NCBI's taxonomy places the organism in Eukaryota, Metazoa, Arthropoda, Insecta, Orthoptera, Gryllidae.
AUGGUGGCAAUGUUCUACACCAUCUUCGUGCAUAUUUCUCCGACCACGAGCGCAGCUGCAUGGCAGAGAAGCGAGGAGGGCGGGCGUGCAGCGCGGACUCGCCCCAAGAAGAAAAUUUGCCGGUUACAUUCCCUCACGGCAGGCCUUUCCAACUUGACCUCCAGUGGGCAGAUGGCUGAGACACAACAAGGAAGAAAGCAAGAGGAAGCGUCAUGAUAGGACACUGACACUAGACGAUUUCUAGCGUCGAGUCCUUGUGGAACACCUUCCCUGCGUAGGAACUUCGUAGAAACCCUGCACUUACUAUCUGUACUGUGUAAAAGUCCGGCGUCGCAAGCCGAAUUGCUUUACCGCGUUCCGUGCAAUCACGGAGAUUAUGCAACUCGAGACAUCGUAGGUUCCAGAGUGGGUGAUCGUCUGGGAACCCCGGGGAUCAAAAGGCUCCGAGCCUCUGGCUGAUGGCAUAACAACUGAUGAUUACUGACUAGGUUAACGGAGAAUUACUCACCUUUUACGCCAGAACGUUGUUGUAGACCAUUACGAGAAAUGUAACAGAGUUGUUUUUAAAAAGUCUAAAUAUGCUUGUAACAGAGUAUUGUAUCUCAGCUUCUGUGUCAAUGGCUCCUAUCUCGUACAGAGUUUUUGAUCAAUUUCCCCGAUCCUUUAAACAAAUGUUGAGAUGGCUCCUAGUUUUGCUUCUGGAUAUAAAUUUUGUUUCACCAUCUUCCCGUUUUCUUGAAGUCAAUGGAAAAUGGAGAUAUUCAAAUAAUCGUGCUCCGUGUUCGCGCGACUGUAAGUCGAUUCGGUCACGAAGGAGACGAUAAGAUAUAAUAGCCAAAAUCUGUGGUUCAUUUC